AUGUCUACUUCAGCCGAUAUCCCCAACAAAACGCGACUUUCGCACCCGGCAUCACCAAUUCGCGCCGUUUUGUCGCUUCCGCCGCAAUGGCUUCAGAUGUAUGAUGAAUUCAUCACCAAGAAUGCGAGCCAGGUUUCCCAAAUAGAGUCGGCCCUACGGUCGCUCACCUACAUCAUCCCUGGCCGUUUCCGCGACGCCGAGAUCGCAUCCGAGACCUUGCAUUCGAGCGUGCAACUUCUCUCGCUUUAUCAUGAUACCCUGCUCAUGCGCGCCCUCUCGCGCAUCCCCUUAGCCCGACUACCGUCGCCUCACAGCCGAUACACCAAGUACUGGACACAACGCAGUCCCAUGUACCGUCGAAUUGCCAUGCUAUUGCAAAUGGUCACGUAUACUCAGCUGCUAUGCGAGAUGGCGGCCAAGAGGCGAGGAGGCGAAAGAGGCCGGUGGCGCGUUAUUGUUCUGUUGGAGGCAAUCAAAGCCUUCUGCCGCCUGUUGCUGCUCCGCGUGACCCGUGCGCGACCACUCGUCACCCCCGUACUUCCCGAGCGUGAGCCUAUUCCCGAAGAGCCAGAGUCAGAGGAUGACGCCGGCUUGAAAGAGUUGAUGGGCGAAACAACGAAUGGUCACGCCACAGAGGCUGGCGAAGAUGCGCCCAAGCCACACGAGAAGGACUGGACGAUGCCCAGAACCGGCAUGAACCUCCCAUCCCUGCCAAAUGCGGGUGAUAUCAGCGGGUAUCUCCUGGGCAAGGUCCUGACGGCUGAUGACGUUAAGCCUGCGGCUAAGCUGCUGAACCAACUCCAGGGAGGCGCACAGGCGGCGGAAGUACUUCAUAUCCUGGCACCUCUGGUGUAUGCAGUUGCUCUGUCGAGAAGCAAGAACAAGAAAUCAUGGACGCCUUGGCUCGUUGGUCUGAGUGUCGAGUAUGCCGCUCGCCAGCUCAGAGAUCGAAGCUUCAGAACUACGCCUCUCGAGCGCGACGAAUGGAGCAAGAGAGGCUGGGCUAUGGGGUGGUGGACUAUGCGUGGAGCCUUCUACGAGAACGUCAUGAAGGGCGUUGUUGGCGGCGUGAGGUCAAGGGUACCUGGAAUCAUCGGCGGUAUCCUGGAAGACUAUGAGUACCUGUGGGAGAACUACUACUUCAGCACCAGCGCUUGA
Colletotrichum karsti is the source of this 1158-nucleotide messenger RNA. Its product is annotated as peroxisomal membrane protein. The record is from RefSeq and is a predicted model, not a curated record. Gene Ontology annotation, biological process: peroxisome organization. Gene Ontology annotation, cellular component: peroxisomal membrane. NCBI's taxonomy places the organism in Eukaryota, Fungi, Ascomycota, Sordariomycetes, Glomerellales, Glomerellaceae. The transcript has 2 exons. The coding region runs from base 1 to 1158 and encodes 385 amino acids.